Tuber aestivum (summer truffle) is the source of this 1505-nucleotide messenger RNA. Lineage: Eukaryota; Fungi; Ascomycota; Pezizomycetes; Pezizales; Tuberaceae. The record is from the annotation of a GenBank genome assembly.
AUCGGCGCUUCCAUCUACACUUUCCUCAACCACCGCAUCACACCUUCUCAAUUACCGUAGCCCUCACCGGACCGCCUUGUAAGGCUCACCUUAUCCACCUCCAAGCUUCUGCUUUGCGCUGACAACUCGUCUUCCACCGCCAUCAGCGCAUCCAAACAAUCAUGUCUGUCCAGCCGGUCGUCAAGGUGCGUUCAGCCCCACCAGCCCAAAUCCGUCGUCUGAACCACUCGCUAACCCGUCUACCCGCCACCACAGAAAUACACAGUUGGAUCGAGAGGGAUCUGGGAGAUUAUUCGGCGGUUCCUCGCAGUUGAUCCCAACCGUUCAAGUGGUGUUCCACUGAACCCUACAUUUCGUAACCCUGGCCCCGGUUCAUUUCCCGCUCACGAGUACACCGACCCCGUGACGCUUCCCGCGGCAGACAUUGCUCAGAAUCCUUACUGGCAACGUGACACGAGACGCAAUUACCCUCAAUUGAGCACAUUCAAGCAAUCCGACGUUGCCGUGCUGCUUGAGCUGGGCUCUGCAGCCAGCCCGCGCAUAGGCGUCGGCCAAGAGGGUGAGAGGCAACUUGUUGUCGUCAAGGAGGAGGGAGAGAAAGGUGGCUUGCCAUUAGCGUUCGAGAAGGGUGGCGAGAGGGCAGUCUCGGAGGUUCUCAGGGCCGAUGGCUUGCCACCUCUCCCCGGACAAGGCAUGACAUGGAAAAUCGCCAAGGACGAAGGUUUCCCUAGCGAGUAUGCGUUCUUUCCCCUCUUUCUUACUUAAACUUUCGGAUGUCGGCCCCCCAGGCAUAUCACUAACUAGCGUGUGUCUCUCCUGUCAGAUAUCCUUGCCGGAACUUCAAUUAGUGGACAAGGCAAGAUGUUGAUCUAGUAAGUGCCGAACCUAAAAAUGCACGACACCAUGUUACUGUAAGACGAUAGAUUGGGCUUCGGAAGGGAAACGUAAAUAUUUGCUUGGGUUAUCCAUUUAUUUGUUCUUCUUCCUUGUAUCAUACCGGCGGUCGGACCUUGGCACCUUGCUGGCGGAUAAGCUCAGCUCUACCCCCAGCACAUUUAGAAUUAAAUGGUCGAAGCCAUACCAGUAUACCAAACGUACGUAAGAUUUCUCAAUGGAGCAAGUCGAGCACAUUGAACAGUCCGUACCAGUCCAGUCAGACCGUAAGGCAGUUCAGUCCAUACCGGACCAGUACAGUCUAAUAUAGUCCACACUCACGCAAGACCAAAUCGUGGACCACAGUAUCGUUCAACAGAGUAAGAAACCAGAAUUACCAACUCCCUCAGUCCGAUCGAGCUUCCAGAACCAUACCGGUCCCACAUCUCCAUCCCCUUCCCUCCCUAGGGGGAAAAAAAAAAAAGAAAAGAAAGAAAAAAAGUACCGUACCGUAGCUGAACUUUCCAAACGCUCGGUGCAAUCCGGUGCAAUGCAGUCCACCACGCAGAAUCAGACCAGUCCACCAGCCCCACACACACACAAAAAUUAUUCUAAGCCCAACGCACAAGCCC